AUGUUCUGGUCUAGGAUCCUUCGGCUGUACUUAGGCUAUGCUACAGUUCAAUGUAGGAGAUCAUCUGCGCGAUUUGGUGAUGUUGGUGGUGCUGGUGGUGAUGGUGUUGCUAAACACCAAAAGAACUUCUUCCAUAGCCGUGGAGGAGGUGGUGGAGGUGGUGCCGAACUCCGAAAGAACGCCUUCCGUAGCCGUGACGGAACUAUGAUGAGUAAAAGGAUGGCGGCUGAUUGUAAAUCGUUGCGUCAGAUGGAGACUGACGGCUUCGAAAUCGUCAGCGAAGUCAUCACGCACAAACUCAACCACAUCCCUGUUCUUAAGGGAGACUUCCAUUCGCUGCCACCAAAAGUUGCCCGAUUCAUCGCCGAAAAGGCCGAACUUAUGGGCCCAAAAGGAAUUUUUAUCUGCGAUGGUAGCCAGAAAGAAUUCCAAAGCAUUGUUGAUGAAAUGGUCAAGGAUGAUGUGCUUAAGCCCUUGAAGGCCUAUGAUCACAACUACCUAUGCCGUACUGAUCCUCAAGAUGUUGCUCGAGUGGAGUCCAAGACUUGGAUGAUCACGACCGAGAAAUAUCAAUCGAUCUGCCACACCCCAGAUGGUGUAAAACCAAUUAUGGGACAAUGGAUGAGCGAAGAACAAUUCGCCAAAGAACUUGAUGACAGAUUCCCUGGAUGCAUGAAUGGACGUAUCAUGUAUGUUAUUCCAUUCUCAAUGGGACCAGUUGGAGGACCCCUGUCGAAGAUCGGAAUCGAACUCACCGACUCACGCUAUGUGGUUCUUUGCAUGCAGAUCAUGACACGUAUGGGUACUGCGGUAAUUCAAGCACUUGGUGAUGGCGAUUUCGUUCGUGGUGUUCACUCCGUUGGAGCACCAUUCCCUCUACAAAGAGAGGUAAUUAACCACUGGCCUUGCAAUCCAGAAAAGACAAUGAUUGCACACCGACCGAAAGAGAGGGAGAUCUGGUCAUUCGGAUCUGGUUACGGUGGUAACUCACUUCUUGGAAAGAAGUGCUUCGCUCUUCGAAUUGCCAUGAACAUUGGACACGACGAGGGAUGGAUGGCUGAACACAUGCUGAUCAUGGGUAUCACCAGCCCACAAGGACAAGAGAGAUUUGUGGCCGCUGCUUUCCCAUCCGCUUGCGGAAAGACCAACCUUGCCAUGCUCCAGCCCACUGUUCCUGGAUGGAAAGUUCGUGUAAUAGGAGAUGAUAUCGCAUGGAUGAAAUUCGGAGCUGAUGGUCGCUUGUACGCUAUUAACCCCGAAUCUGGCUUCUUCGGAGUCGCGCCAGGAACCUCUAACAAGACAAACCCUAUGGCUAUGGCUUGCUUCCAGAAGAACUCGAUCUUCACAAAUGUUGCCGAAACCCAAGACGGAGAGUACUUCUGGGAAGGUCUUGAGAAGGAACUCCAAGAGACCAAAAAACUUACUGAUGAACAACUGAAGACUUACGAAAUCACCACCUGGCUCAACAAGAAAUGGCAUAUUGGUGAUGAAGGAAAGUCUGCUCACCCGAACUCACGUUUCACUGCCCCAGCCGGUCAAUGCCCUAUCAUCCAUCCAAAAUGGGAAGCUCCCGAAGGAGUACCUAUCGAUGCGAUUAUCUUCGGAGGUAGACGUCCAGAAGGAGUCCCACUUGUUUUCGAAAGCUUCUCAUGGGAACAUGGUAUCCUUGUUGGUGCGCUCGUAAAAUCUGAAGCCACUGCAGCAGCCGAAUUUACUGGCAGACAGGUUAUGCAUGAUCCUAUGGCUAUGCGUCCAUUCAUGGGCUACAACUUCGGACAAUACCUCCAGCACUGGCUUAACCUUGGUAAAGCCCCACAUAAGGUUCCCAAGAUCUUCCACGUCAACUGGUUCCGUCAGAAGGAUGGCAAAUUCUUGUGGCCUGGUUAUGGUGAUAACAUCCGUGUUCUUGACUGGAUCCUCAGAAGGGUUGAUGGCGCUACUGAUAUUGCUGAAGAAACUCCAAUUGGAUAUGUGCCAAAAGCCGGUAGCAUCAACCUUGAUGGCUUGCCAAAUGUUGACUGGAAUGAACUGAUGUCGCUGCCCAAGGAAUACUGGAAAGAGGACAUUGAAGAAAGCAAGAAAUUCUUCGAAGCGCAGGUUGGACCCGAUCUACCAAAGCCAGUUGCCGACCAACUGGAGGCUCAGGCAAAACGAAUCCAAGCUUUGUAAAAGCGCGAUGAAACCACCACCCUGUUUCUUUAUGUUGACCUCAACCCCCUCUUGUGUAGGAGAUACAGGCAAAGCCUUGAGUAAGGAGAGAUUUCUCAUGCUAGUUGUUGUGCUUGUUUAGCGUGUGUGUGAUCCUUGCUUAAUAAAUAUUCUAAUUUAUUUUAGUGGUAAACACA
Molecule: messenger RNA, 2345 nt
Organism: Cylicocyclus nassatus
Lineage: Eukaryota; Metazoa; Nematoda; Chromadorea; Rhabditida; Strongylidae
Source: the annotation of a GenBank genome assembly